Messenger RNA from Acanthamoeba castellanii str. Neff, 927 nucleotides. Its product is annotated as HemolysinIII related subfamily protein. Gene Ontology annotation, cellular component: membrane. Gene Ontology annotation, molecular function: signaling receptor activity. NCBI's taxonomy places the organism in Eukaryota, Discosea, Longamoebia, Acanthamoebidae. The record is from RefSeq and is a predicted model, not a curated record. The transcript has 7 exons. The coding region runs from base 1 to 927 and encodes 308 amino acids.
AUGAAGAACAGCAAGGGUCUUGUAGGGGCGGGCUCGCUCCAAUUGACGGCACCGCCGACCUUCAAAAUCACCGAAAUCGACGAGCACCUCAAGUGGAACCCCUACAUCUGGAGCGGCUACCGCGAAAACUACACAUUCGGCCAAUGCCUCUACAGCUUCUUCACCAUCCACAACGAAUCAGUGAACGUGUGGAGCCAUUUUGCGGCGGUGCUGGUGUUUGCGUGGGCCAUGCACCACACCCUGUUCGACGUGCUCCUCCCCUCCACCUCCCUCCUCCACCUGGUGAUCUGGGCCACGUUCUUCCUGACCGCCAUCGCCUGCUUCGCCGGUUCGGCCGUCUACCACCUCUUCUUCCCCCAAUCCGUCGCCGCCGUCUACUGGCUCGGCAUUCUCGACUUCACCGGGAUUGCUGCGUUGGUGCUGGGGAGCUACUUCCCGCCGGUGUUCUACGGUUUCCACUGCUUCCCGUUCUGGCAGCGUUUGUACAUCACCUCCAUCUCCCUCCUCGGCACCGUCACGCUGGUCGCGCCGUGGUUCCGCUUCUUCCACUCACAACGGUACCUGGCCAUCCGGGUGAGUCUCUACGCCAUGGUGGCCGUCGCGGGCAUCGUGCCAGCAGUCCACUCCUACUUUCUCCUCCAAACUAUUCCCCACAACUACACGGACGGGUCGUUCGAUGAGGUGUACCACCGACUGUACAUCAUGUACGGUCUCUACACCAUCGGCGUGCUGUUCUACAUGUCCAAGUUCCCCGAGUCUCGAUUCCCAGGCCAGUUUGACAUCUGGUUCAACAGCCACCAGUGGUGGCAUCUGCUGGUCGUGUGCGGGACGCUGGUGCAUUGGAGCAACUGCCUGCUCAUCUACGACAACUACCUCAAGCUUCUCUCCUUCUGCCCGGCAGACAGCGCCGCACCGCUGCCGUGGUAG